Molecule: messenger RNA, 2898 nt
Organism: Trichoderma breve
Lineage: Eukaryota; Fungi; Ascomycota; Sordariomycetes; Hypocreales; Hypocreaceae
Product: ATPase family associated with various cellular activities (AAA) domain-containing protein
Exons: 3
Coding region: 1-2898 (965 amino acids)
Cellular component (GO): nucleus
Molecular function (GO): DNA binding; ATP hydrolysis activity; ATP binding
Source: RefSeq, a predicted model, not a curated record
AUGCUGUCUGCAUCCUCACCAAUUACCUUUCCUAGCGACCCCCCGUCUCCUCCAACAAAACGCGCCAAACCUCAUGAUGUUCAAUAUCCUACACAGAAGCCUCGCGUCACCGGGCCAUUUGUCGACUCUGACUCUGAAUCAGACACAGAGAAUAGACCCAGAGCAAGCUCCAGAUCUCCUUCCAAGAGGCGUAAAGUAGAGAUCCAACACGAGCAGAGGCCACAGAUCCCCGUAUUGGGUGUUCGAGAUGCGAAUGGAGAUGGCAGUAGCAACGUCCUGCCCCUGGAGCACCCAGAAGGCGACCACACAACAAUUCAUACGAUUCCUACCGAAGAUACACGGAACACUGCGGCACAGCCAGGGCCUCGUUGGUCCCAACCAAACUCACUGCUUACUGCGCCAAUCUUUGGAAGCCGGUCAAAAACUACUUACAAACUAAAGACAUGUGGAGGUAGUGAGAUUACAAUUAGGGAGCGCAAAGAGGUUGUUGCGCAGUCUUAUGAAUCUAUGGUGGCGGCCAGGUCGAAAACCAAGGAAGGGCGAGCGAAACGAGACUACUAUGGCGUCGAUAUACACAACCUCAUCAACGCAGCCACCAGCGAAUUGGCCGAGAAGCAGCAAAACCCUCCAUCUCCAAAUACCAAUCAGGCUAUUCGAUCUAUGGAGGCUACAUCUAUAUCCGAAAAGAAACCCAAAAAGACGAUGCUAUGGACCGAGAAAUACCGCGCGAGAAACUUUAUGGAUCUAUGCGGAGACGACAGCACAAAUAGACUGGUCCUACGCUGGCUGAAGAAAUGGGAUCCGUUAGUUUUCCCAGGAACAGCUAAAGCAAGACCUAAGAUCCAGAGACGCAAUGGCCCACAAUCUCAAACUGAAGAGGAGAAACCCCAUCGAAAGAUCUUGAUGUUGACAGGACCGCCUGGAUUGGGGAAAACAACACUGGCUCACGUCUGCGCCAAACAGGCGGGCUAUGAAGUGAUAGAAGUCAAUGCCAGCGAUGACCGCAGUCGUGACGUCGUCAAGAAUCGAAUUCGCACCAGUCUUGGAACGGAGAGUGUCAAAAAUGUAAGCAAUCAAAGGGCUCUCAACGGGUCUCAGAAAGUUGCCAAGCCCGCUUGCGUUGUGGUUGACGAGGUUGACGGCGUGGUAACGGGAUCUGGCGCUUCAGGAGAGGGCGGCUUCAUCAAGGCCCUGAUUGACCUGGUCCUCAUUGAUCAAAAGAACUCUUCAGGGGUAAACAAGUCUUAUGAUGGGAAAAAGAAAAAAGGAGACGAUUUCCGUCUGAUGCGUCCUCUGAUUCUUAUAUGCAACGACGUCUAUCAUCCUUCUCUGAGGCCUCUCAGGCAGUCAAACCUGGCGGAGAUCAUUCACGUCGGUCGACCAACACUGGACACUGUAGUUGGUCGCUUAAAGACGGUAUUUGAAAAGGAGGGCAUUCCAUGUGACAAGGACGCAGCACGCAAACUGUGUGAAUCGGCGUGGGGCGAUCUUCGAGGUGUCAUGGUCGUGGGCGAAUGGGUAGCUUUCCGGUUCAAGGUCUCAAGUCUGAAUGACAACCAACGCCUCACCAGGGACUGGAUUGAACGAAACAUCCUCCAGGAGCUUGCCAACGGCUCAGCGGGAACCCGAGGGCUUGGGCGAGGCAGCGUCAAGGAUAUCAUCUCUCGCCUCUUUCAAGAAGGCGGCGGCUUUCCUAAGCAAGCGCUCAACUUGGCCAAGUCCAAGACGCAUCACGAACAGCCAAAAACGGAGCUUGGUUUUGGAGAGCAUCAAAAGAAGUAUGCCAUGGAGUGUCUUCGACAGAUGGUUGAUUCCAGUGGUGAAAUCAGUCACAUUGUGACGGAGAUAUUCGCAGAGUACCCGAAUCGCGAGUUCAACGACGAUUCCUAUCUCUCGAAGCCGAACCAAGCUUAUGACUGGCUGUACUUUCAUGAUGCUUGUCAAUCCAAACUGUACGCCAGCCAGGAAUGGGAACUUGCACCCUACCUAGCGCAGCCUGUCCUAGCCUGCCAUCAUCUAUUUGCGUCACCCAUUCGACAUUUUGCCAACGGCAUGGGGUCAAACCAGAACCAGCGAUCUGGCCUUCCGGGAGAAGAAGAAGCCGGCCCUACGAUUCCUUUUUCCGGCCCACGUGCCGACUAUCAGGCCUUUGAAGCAGAGAAGCAAACCCGUGCACAACUGCAGGCACUCCAAGCUCAGCUCAGCCCAACCAUGAUGCGACUCUUCCGCAGCGCAGAGGACGUGUCAACGGAAUUCAUGCCCUACCUGGCCCGCAUGCUGUCGCCCGAUGUGAAACCUGUUGUCGUCGGCGGCAGCCAGGGCACCACGGCAAGUGUGCGCAAGGAGAGCGAGCGAGCGAUGGUCAAGCGUGCGUCGGAAGUGCUCGCCGAGGUGGGCAUUGCCCUGCAUAAAGGCAAGAUUGAGAGCGACGUCGUGUCUAGUCGAGGCCCGCAGUUUGUCUACCGCAUGGAACCUGACAUUGAUUCCCUAGCCACCUAUGAAACAGCCUCUCUUUUGACAUCCCAGCCUCCCACCCGUUUCGCUGUUCGCCAGGUCCUCGACCAAGAACUCCGUCGCACACUCGCCCUCCGCGAAACGCAUGCUCGCCAAGCACGCUUCCAAGCCGGACGCACCACCGGCGAGAGCGAGCUGCAGCAACCGCUCACUCAGUUAACUCAGAGCCAGAAGAAUGAUUCGGUGGUGGUGGAAGACGGGUUAGUGGUGAAAAAGGACUUCUUUGGGCGCAUCAUUCAGGCACAGCCGCUGGCGGAGGUGACGGGUGGGUUGGCGGAGAAGAAGGCGGCGGGCCAGGAGAAGGUGUGGGUGACGUUUCAUGAAGGGUUGAAUAAUGCGGUGAGGAAGCCGAUGACGCUGCGAGAGUUUUUGAGUGGUUUGUGA